This is a messenger RNA of Carlito syrichta (Philippine tarsier), 1334 nucleotides long. RefSeq names its product translocation protein SEC63 homolog. Gene Ontology annotation, cellular component: Sec62/Sec63 complex. NCBI's taxonomy places the organism in Eukaryota, Metazoa, Chordata, Mammalia, Primates, Tarsiidae. Gene Ontology annotation, molecular function: transmembrane protein transporter activity; RNA binding. The record is from RefSeq and is a predicted model, not a curated record. The transcript is spliced from 13 exons. Gene Ontology annotation, biological process: SRP-dependent cotranslational protein targeting to membrane; post-translational protein targeting to endoplasmic reticulum membrane. The annotation marks the transcript as partial.
CAGAGCAAAUUCGAUUAAAGAAUAUCAGAAAAGUAUAUGGAAGAUGUAUGUGGUAUCGUUUACGGUUAUUAAAACCCCAGCCAAAUAUUAUUCCUACUGUAAAGAAAAUAGUUCUGCUUGCAGGAUGGGCACUGUUCUUAUUCCUUGCAUACAAGGUUUCCAAAACAGACCGAGAAUAUCAAGAAUACAAUCCUUAUGAAGUAUUAAAUUUGGAUCCCGGGGCAACAGUAGCAGAAAUUAAGAAACAGUAUCGUUUGCUGUCACUUAAAUAUCAUCCAGAUAAAGGAGGUGAUGAAGUUAUGUUCAUGAGGAUAGCCAAAGCUUAUGCAGCUUUAACUGAUGAAGAAUCCCGGAAAAAUUGGGAAGAAUUUGGAAAUCCAGAUGGGCCCCAAGCGACAAGCUUUGGAAUUGCCCUGCCAGCUUGGAUAGUUGACCAGAAGAAUUCAAUUUUGGUUUUACUUGUAUAUGGAUUGGCAUUUAUGGUUAUUCUUCCAGUUGUUGUGGGCUCUUGGUGGUAUCGUUCAAUACGCUAUAGUGGAGACCAGAUUCUAAUACGCACAACACAGAUUUAUACAUACUUUGUUUAUAAAACCCGAAACAUGGAUAUGAAACGCCUCAUCAUGGUUUUGGCUGGAGCUUCUGAAUUUGAUCCUCAGUAUAAUAAAGAUGCCACAAGUAGACCAACAGAUAAUAUUCUGAUACCACAGCUAAUCAGAGAAAUUGGCAGCAUUAAUUUAAAGAAGAACGAGCCUCCGCUCACCUGCCCAUACAGCCUGAAGGCCAGAGUUCUUCUGUUGUCUCAUCUUGCUAGAAUGAAAAUUCCCGAGACCCUUGAAGAAGAUCAGCAGUUUAUGCUGAAAAAGUGCCCUGCCCUCCUUCAAGAAAUGGUUAAUGUAAUCUGCCAACUGAUAAUAAUGGCUCGGAGCCGUGAAGAAAGGGAGUUUCGCGCUCCAACUUUGGCGUCUCUAGAAAACUGCAUGAAACUUUCCCAGAUGGCUGUUCAGGGACUUCAGCAGUUUAAGUCUCCCCUUCUGCAGCUUCCUCACAUUGAAGAAGACAACCUUAGGAGGGUUUCGAAUCAUAAAAAGUAUAAAAUUAAAACGAUCCAGGAUUUGGUGAGUUUAAAAGAAUCAGAUCGUCACAGCCUACUGCAUUUCCUUGAAGAUGAAAAAUAUGAAGAGGUUAUGGCUGUCCUUGGGAGUUUUCCAUAUGUGACCAUGGACAUCAAAUCACAAGUAUUGGAUGAUGAAGAUAGCAACAACAUCACAGUAGGAUCCUUAGUUACAGUGUUGGUUAAGUUGACAAGGCAAACCAUGGCUGUAAGUAGUCUAUUC